Messenger RNA from Peronospora belbahrii, 621 nucleotides. Lineage: Eukaryota; Oomycota; Peronosporomycetes; Peronosporales; Peronosporaceae. The record is from the annotation of a GenBank genome assembly.
AUGCGAAUUAUCAUUAAAGGUGGUGUAUGGAAGAAUACAGAGGAUGAGAUCUUGAAAGCAGCUGUCAUGAAGUAUGGUAUGAAUCAAUGGGCACGUGUUGCGUCCUUAUUAUCACGUAAAUCCGCCAAACAAUGCAAAGCACGAUGGUAUGAAUGGUUAGAUCCAAGUAUUAAAAAGACGGAAUGGAGUCGUGAAGAAGAGGAGAAAUUACUACAUUUAGUGAAAUUAAUGCCUUCUCAAUGGCGUACUAUUGCACCAAUUGUCGGUCGGACAGCUGCUCAAUGUAUGGAACACUAUGAACGAUUAUUAGAUGCAGCACAGCAGAAAGAAGAAAAUAAACCAGCACGACCUGAUCCCGUUGAUAUGGAUGAAGAUGAGAAAGAAAUGUUAUCGGAAGCAAGAGCUCGAUUAGCAAAUACCAAGGGAAAAAAAGCUAAACGAAAAGCACGUGAAAAACAAUUGGAAGAAGCACGACGACUUGCAGCAUUACAGAAAAAAAGAGAACUGAAAGCAGCUGGAAUCAUGUCGUCCAAUCCGAAAAUACACGUGAAAAAACGGAAAUACAUUGACUAUGCGAAUGAAAUUCCGUUUGAGAAAAAAAGCACCAGCGGGAUUUUAUGA